Molecule: messenger RNA, 636 nt
Organism: Anisakis simplex (herring worm)
Lineage: Eukaryota; Metazoa; Nematoda; Chromadorea; Rhabditida; Anisakidae
Source: the annotation of a GenBank genome assembly
AUGUCAUCGUCUUCAGAUGAAGAGCUGGUGCUGCAUCGGAAUCCGGCAACAUCGUCAGUUGUUGGUGAACGACGCAGCUCGAGACGUGCGGUACUGUCUCGAAAAAAAGAGACUCAACAUAAAGCUCUAGAGGAAGUGAAGCGCACACGUGCCAGUGGAAAUGUUCAUCGUGUUGAUGUAGAAACGUUGAUACAACCAGUUUAUGAAGAGGUGAAUGAAGAUGAAUACAUGAGUAUUGUUCGUGAACGACAAAAAGACGACUUCGUUGUGGAUGAUGAUGGUUCCGGUUAUGUGGAUCACGGUGUUGAUAUAUUUGACGACGAGGAUGAAGAGGACAUAGAGGGGGGUGUUGAAGGGCCAGUGAAACGGAAAAAAGAAAAAAGAGAAAAGCCGAAAAAAGGACGUCUGGAUGCAUUCCUAUCGACUAUAGCACCAAAGAAAACCAAAGACGAAAGUUCGGUUUCAAUUGCAAACGAUCCAGAUGUAGAGGCGAUGCUGAACGAAUGUAAUUUCGACGCUCCAUCGCAAGAAGUGGAUUUGGGAGAGGAAUAUAACGAUAGAUAUAUGAAACCUCCAUUAGAUCCACAUAUAAGAAUGACGCAGCCGAUAAAACAAAAAGCAUGCAUGGUACUUUAA